AUGGGCCAAGCUGGGAGUUCGCUCCCCAAUCUGGGUUGUACUUGUGAAGUAGUUUUCUCCGCUUCCUGCGGUCGCGUGUUACUUGCUUCCCUUGCCCGAGACACGCAGACGGUUGCGCUUCUGAAAGAACCAGGAGAUUUCCUCGUGCGGGCUACCGAUUCAAGAAAUUUGCCUGAGAUAGUGAUUUCAGUAUUAAAUGACAGAAAAGAUUUGAUUAACUUAACAAUUAAAUGUGAUAACAAUAGAUUAUGGCAACUGGGUGUCCUUAGGAGAAGUACACGACCUGUACCAAAGUUUCCGCAAGAUCAUAGAUUACCAGGCCAUGCUCGACUAAAACAUGGAAUUCCACGACCGGUGUGGUUGAUUAAGCACGAAAACGUAGUCUUCGAUAAAGAUAAGGACCUUCUUGGACGAGGAAACUUUUGUAAUGUGUAUAAAGGAGUCUACACGCGCCACGAUGAAAAAAUCGUCGUUGCUGUAAAGAUUUGCCAUGAAGGAUCCGUCUCCAAAGGAUUCCAAGAGACAAAGGAAGCCCGUGACUCAAUGCUUAGUGAAGCGCAGAUGAUGAGCUACUAUGUCCACAACAACAUCAUAGAAAUGUUUGGCGUUGCAUGUGAUCAUCCGCCGAUUUUGAUAGUGAUGGAGUAUUGCCCAGGAGGAGAUUUACAAUCGCACCUGAAACGUCAGAAAACAAACAUAGAAGCUGGAGAACGGCUCAUUUAUAACUUAGAGGCUGCUCGUGGCAUGCGUUAUCUCCAUAAGAAGAAUUGCAUACAUCGAGACUUAGCAGCUAGAAAUUGCCUGAUAUCUGCCAAAGGACAAAUGAAAAUAGCCGACUUCGGACUUUCAAAACUAGUGAAUGAUCUGGAAAAAGCAGAUGCUGAAAGUGUAGGCAAUGAACAUAGUCCACAAAUACCUUUAAGAUGGAUGGCUCCCGAAUCGCUUCGUCGGCCUAUGAAAUUCAGCACAAAGACGGACGUGUGGUCAUUCGGAGUAAUGACAUAUGAGAUAUUCAACUGUGGUAUAAAACCUUGGCCCAAUGAUCCACCCAAAAAAAUAGCAACUAUGAUACGUAAGUGUCAAAUGCCAGAGAUGCCAGAAAAAACUCCAGAAGAAGUCAAAAGCAUUGUUUCAAAAAUUUGGGUCCUCGAUCCAACGCAACGUCCCACAAUGAAACAGCUUUGUUCCUUACUGUUUUCAGCUAGCAAAAAACAUCCGCCACCGCCUGCUGAGAAAUUUACUUUGAAUGACAUAAAAGGAGUUAGUAGGGUUCCAACAGACUCCCAGGCCACGAUGGAAGAGACAACCACAAUUGAAGAAGAGGCCGACGUGCAAUAUAGAGUUGCCUCGUCAACAGUAGAAAGGACUUUGGAGCGCGAUGCAGGUUCCCGCAAAACGCUGACAGAAGAAUCAACAAGAGCACGUCUGCGAUCCCACAAAAGAGCGAAACGCUGACUCAUCUCUAAAAAUGCAAAAAUUCCGUU
Messenger RNA from Cylicocyclus nassatus, 1484 nucleotides. NCBI's taxonomy places the organism in Eukaryota, Metazoa, Nematoda, Chromadorea, Rhabditida, Strongylidae. The record is from the annotation of a GenBank genome assembly.